Messenger RNA from Paramuricea clavata, 1411 nucleotides. NCBI's taxonomy places the organism in Eukaryota, Metazoa, Cnidaria, Anthozoa, Malacalcyonacea, Plexauridae. The record is from the annotation of a GenBank genome assembly.
UAUUGAAAUACGCUCUAAAUCGAAAUCCAUGUUUGUAGCGAAGCGUAACGUGAGUUUGUCUGGUGACAGUUUGUAGUGUAGAUUGCUGUUCAAGUUAUUGGCGAUGGAUCCUCUUCUUUCCACCGUAACUUUGAAUGUGAAGAGAGGCAAACUCCGGGUUGAAAGCCCUGAAGGACGAGUGAAACAGGUAAACAAAAUAGAGAGAAUUGCGUUGCAGAAUCCAGCAUAGUUUAAGUCAUGUCCUAGUGUAUGCUCUGUCAGCGUAUUAUAUGUUACAUGAUAUUCAGGCAAAUGUUUCCCAAAUCUCUUGCAUGUUUUACAUUUUGCUUACAAGUAUUUUGCUAUCAUUUUUUUAGCUGCUAGAAGAUGCUGAAAUUCAAUUUGAUCCCAUGCUGGAAGAAAUUGGAAAUUCGACAAUAACACGAGAAAUAUUAAUGUGGGAAGACCAUUAUUUCUACUCCGAGGAUCUUAUUGAGAAAUAUCGAGAUGAUACACUACCGUACGAUCUUUGGGGCAGUGCUUGUUCGCUUAACUCGAACUCAGAUGCUGAUUCAGAAAGCAGCUCUAUAACAGACGAAGCAGUGUUAGCAGUGGAAGCGAUCAGGUCAACCUUUCUAGAGAGUCAAGCAUGCUCAUCAGAUUCAGAUAGUGAGGAGAUCACAUGUAAACACUUUGGCAUCGCUAAUACAUCAAUCAGCCUUAAGAAGAUCGAAAGACCGAAGAAGAAUGAGAGCAAAGCCACUGCAAUAAAUAAUUCAUCGCGUAAAGUGAUGCCAAGCUUGCCAGCCGGUCUACCACUGGUCAUUACUACAACUCUAGCAGAUUCCCAAGAUAAUAAAAGUCGUGCUGAGUUAAAACCACUCGCUGAUGUGAAUGCACGGGGAACAGGACGUAAGAAAGCUUUAGCUAGAACUCACUCAUGUACCUACCCGGGUUGUGAUAAGUCUUAUACAAAAAGCUCGCAUCUUAAGGCACAUUUAAGAACACAUACUGGGGAAAAACCUUAUCAAUGCAAUUGGAAAGGUUGUAGCUGGCGUUUUGCUCGCUCUGAUGAACUCACAAGACAUUAUCGUAAACACACAGGAAUCAAACCAUUUAGAUGUCCAACAUGCAGUCGAAGUUUUUCGAGAUCUGAUCAUUUAUCACUACAUAUGAAGAGACAUUAUAAUUAAUAUCAUAAUUGGAUGUAAAAUGUCAUAACAACUAGGUAUAAUUAUUUGCAAUUUCACAAUAAUCUGUAUAAUAAUUAGGUGUUUAAUAUGUGCACUUUGGGUGCCAGAGAGUAUAUAUAUAUUGAAGAAUUGUAUAGUUUUAUUCCAAUUGAACACUGAGAGUAUAAUAAGGAAUAUUUUGUUGUAAAAAGACUGAAUAUAUUAAUAGAAAAGCUUGAGAUUUACCCAGAUUGCUUUUU